UCCAUUCCAUGCAGUGGGAUUGAGCUCCUUCAAGUACCAACGUGUGGCCUGGCCUGCAUGUCCUUGCCCUCCUCUUCUUCUUCUUCCUCCGCAACUCACAGAACCCAGUGGCUGAAAGUCCCUAGGAAACGAGAGCAAGAAGAGGAUGGAGAAUGGGCUUGUGGGCAGUGAAGGGGAGGUGACUUCUAGAAUUACCAUUAAGGGGAUCCUGAGCCUGAUAAUGGAGAGCAUUGAGGAAGGAGAUGGUGAUGGGGAGAGGAAGAAGCGGGUGAUUUCACUGGGGAUGGGGGACCCUUCUGCGUACUCUUGCUUCCAGCCCCCUGAUGUGGCCCCACAAGCCGUGGUGGAGACUCUUCAGUCCGACAGGUUCAAUGGGUACUCCCCCACUGUUGGCCUUCCUCAGGCAAGAAGGGCGAUUGCAGAAUAUCUAUCCAACGAUCUUCCGUACAAGCUAUCACCGGACGAUGUCUUCAUCACUUCAGGUUGCACACAAGCUAUAGAUGUGGUACUGUCACUUCUUGCUCGCCCGGGUGCGAAUAUACUGCUCCCAAGGCCAGGAUUCCCAAUCUACAAUCUGUCCGCCUCUUUUAGACACCUUGAAGUUCGGCACUUUGAUCUCCUCCCAGAAAGAGGCUGGGAGGUUGAUCUUGAUGGCAUAGAAUCCUUAGCUGAUCACAACACUGUCGCUAUAGUGAUCAUUAACCCGGGAAACCCGUGUGGGAAUGUCUACUCUGAGCAGCACCUGAAGAUGAUCGCAGAGGCUGCGAAGAAGCUGAGAACCCUGGUAAUUGCCGAUGAAGUUUAUGGGCACUUGGCUUUUGGGGAUACACCUUUUGUCCCGAUGGGGAAAUAUGGUUCGAUAGCUCCUGUUCUUACUCUUGGCUCAUUGUCCAAGAGAUGGAUUGUGCCUGGGUGGAGACUCGGCUGGCUCGUGACUACCGAUCCUUCUGGAUUGUUUCGUAAGCCCAAGGUCGUAGAGCGGAUGACGAAGUAUUUUGACACGUUGGGAGGCCCUGCAACUUUCAUUCAGGCAGCGGUUCCUCGCAUACUUGAACAAACUGAUGAGACUUUCUUUGAGAACACAAUCAGUAUUCUGGAGCAUGGCUUGGACAUUUGUUGCAGCAGGAUAAAAGAUAUCCCUUGCUUGACAUGUCCGCAAAAACCAAGGGGAUCUAUGGCUAUGAUGGUUAAGUUAAACCUUUCUCUACUGGAAGAUAUCAGUGAUGACAUAGAUUUCUGCUUCAAGCUAGCGAAGGAAGAGUUGGUUAUCAUCCUUCCAGGAAUUGCAGUUGGACUGAAGAAUUGGAUCCGAGUAACUUUCGCCGCUGACUCAUCUUCUCUGGAAGAGGGCAUGGGGAGAAUCAAGUCCUUCUGCCUGAGGCAUGCAAAGCAAACUGGAAACAUGUAACUGUUGGAGAUCAUAGACGAUUAUAAGUCACUCUUCCACAGUCUCUUAUGGGUCCAGUACAGAUUUUAGAAUAAGAUUUGCCUAAAUAUGGCAUAUGAAUAUAGCUCAACACAAAUGUACAACUGGGAACUUUUAGUACUGCCGUUCGAUAAUUCAGUUUCAAUUCCAAAUUACGUGUCGAUUUCUUGGCU
Molecule: messenger RNA, 1599 nt
Organism: Punica granatum (pomegranate)
Lineage: Eukaryota; Viridiplantae; Streptophyta; Magnoliopsida; Myrtales; Lythraceae
Source: RefSeq, a predicted model, not a curated record